CAAUUAACUCACGCUGUCCAUGCUUCUGGUUCACGUUUAAACGUGGAGUGUGUUUUUGCAUGUGGUUCUUAGCAGUACUUUCGUUGAAAUUGUGAAGGUUUUUGUGAUAAGAAAUUUCUGUAAAUUUGCGCUUGUUUGCGGAAGAAGAAAAAAUGUCUGUGUUUAUGGAUUUAAACAUCAUCAGCAGUAGUGAUAAGAACAGACUAAAAAGCAUCAUAGAGACAGCUGCUCACCUUGGCUACUCAACAGUGGCAAUAAACUAUGUGGUUGAACCAAAAAAGGAGAAACAGGAAAUUCCAAAGCCACAGAGUGUGUCAGGCAUAUUUGAUAAAUUCCCAGUUGUACAGGGCAAAUCUUCUCCCAUCAAAGUACUGAAUCGAUUGACCAUCAUAGCUACUGAUGCAUCUCAUUUUAGACCAACCAAUGAAUACAAAAGCUUCGACCUUGUGGCGGUGUAUCCCAAAACAGAAAAACUCUUUCAUGCAGCCUGCAUGACUUUUGAUGUAGACAUUAUCUGCAUUGCAGUGGCUGAAAAACAGCCCUUCCAUUUUAAAAGGGCUCCAGUUAAUGGGGCUAUUGACAGGGGGGUUUUCUUUGAGAUCUGUUAUGUGGCAGCCAUCAAAGACUCCACUAUGAGGAGGUACACCAUUGCCAAUUCCAUCAGCCUCAUGGAAAUCUGUAAAGGAAAAAAUGUCAUAGUGUCCAGUGGAGCAGAAAAGCCUCUUGAGUUGAGGGGGCCAUAUGACAUUGCAAAUUUAGGGCUUGUUUUCAGCCUGUCUGACGGAGAUGCCAAAGCCGCUGUUUCUACUAACUGUCGAUCUGUCUUGCUUCAUGGAGAGACGAGAGCCACUGCAUCUGGUGUUGUUUACACCAUAAAGAAACCAAAAACUCCCCAGAAGCAAGAAGAAGAAACUCCAGUAUCUAAAAAGGCCAAAACUGAAUUAGCAUAGCCAGUAUUUCAUUAUUCAUGUGUAGUGUUUUUUUUUUUAAUAGAAGAUUAAUAUUCCUCGAAUUCUUUUUCCUCACAAUCUUGCAAUCCACUUUAAAUUGAACAAUGAUACAGAUAUUUUAAAAAUGAAGUUUAUUUAGUCAAGCUUUAAAAGAAUUGCAAACAAAAUUUACAGAUAAAUUAAGCUAGUAUAAAAUCGCUCAUUUCAAAUUAAGUGCAUUCUGUAAUAAAUUAUUUAAAAUAUCAAAAAAAUAUUUUCAUGCUAAGACUGAAUUUAAUCUUGCUAAAAGAGCUAUUUCAGGCAAUGAGUUUCCUUGUGAAGAGGAAGCUCUGUGUUUCAUUAAGUUUCAUAUUCCUUUCUGCUUUAUCUAUGCUUUAAUAAAAAGUUAAAGUAUUGUGCUUCACUUUCAAAA
Molecule: messenger RNA, 1362 nt
Organism: Labeo rohita (rohu)
Lineage: Eukaryota; Metazoa; Chordata; Actinopteri; Cypriniformes; Cyprinidae
Gene: rpp30
Product: ribonuclease P/MRP 30 subunit
Exons: 11
Coding region: 153-950 (265 amino acids)
Biological process (GO): translation; tRNA processing
Cellular component (GO): nucleolar ribonuclease P complex; ribosome
Molecular function (GO): structural constituent of ribosome; RNA binding
Source: RefSeq, a predicted model, not a curated record